Messenger RNA from Rubroshorea leprosula, 1928 nucleotides. The record is from the annotation of a GenBank genome assembly. Lineage: Eukaryota; Viridiplantae; Streptophyta; Magnoliopsida; Malvales; Dipterocarpaceae.
CAAGCAUUCUGUUCCUCCUAUGAUCCCCCCUCAAGCAGGCCAAGCGAAGUGAAUUCGCUUGUCUCCCGAGCACAAUAAUUUACCUAAGGCUUUGGGUUGGCUUUGGCCUUGCUUUCGUCUGUGCUCAAUCAAACAUUGUACCUUCGGGAGACCUCGGCCACUCACCCAAGGCGAAAACUCAGAGGGGAAAAAUAAAUUCAGAAUCACAAUGGCAGCAAUCAAUAGAAGUUUCGUCUUCUUCCUAUCCUUCUCCGUUAUCAUCCCAACCCUUCUAGCCAACAUCGGUGAUUUCGAUGAUUACUGGAAGCAGCGCGAGGCUGAGGCCAAAAAAUAUGCCGACCUGGCUUUUAACCCUCGUCCUGAAGAGGUCACUCAACACUUCAACGCACAUGUUGCAAGGACUUUGGCCGAGCUUAACCUUAAUAGUUCGAGGAGAGAGUUGAGGAUGAAGCGUUCACAUAAAGGGCAAUGCAUGGCAUACAACCCCAUUGAUAAGUGCUGGCGCUGUGACCCUAACUGGGCCAACAACAGGAAGAGGCUGGCGGACUGCUCUCUAGGCUUUGCUAGAGGUACCAUUGGUGGCAAAAUGGGAGAGUUCUACGUGGUCACUGAUGGUUCCGAUGACAAUGUUGCUGACCCAAAACCCGGAACCCUACGCCAUGCAGUAAUCCAAAAAGGUCCACUCUGGAUCAUAUUUGCACGCAGCAUGAUUAUCAGGCUUAGCCAGGAGCUAAUAGUCUCCAGCGAUAAGACCAUUGAUGCUAGAGGCGCCAAUGUGCACAUUGCUUACGGUGCAGGCAUCACCCUUCAGUUUGUCAGGAACGUCAUCAUACAUGGACUGCACAUUCACGAUAUUGUUCCAUGUGACGGCGGUAUGAUCAGGGAUUCGGUGGACCACGUUGGGUUUAGGACAAAGAGCGAUGGUGAUGGUAUCUCCAUCUUCGGAUCUUCAAACAUUUGGAUAGAUCACGUAUCGGCGUCCAACUGCUAUGAUGGUCUGAUCGACGCCAUCCAGGGCUCUACCGCUAUUACCAUCUCAAACUGCCAUUUCACCCACCACAAUGAGGUGAUGUUGUUUGGGGCAAGUGACACCUACAGUGAUGAUACAAAGAUGCAAAUCACAGUGGCUUUCACCCACUUCGGUAAGGGAUUGGUUCAAAGAAUGCCUAGGUGUCGUUGGGGCUUCAUCCAUGUUGUCAACAACGACUACUCUCACUGGCUCAUGUAUGCCAUCGGAGGCAGCUCUAAACCCACCAUUAUCAGCCAGGGCAACCGAUUUGUUGCUCCUCCAAAUGCUGCCGCUAAGGAGGUGACAAAGCGAGAUUACGCAUCACAGCAAGAAUGGGCGAACUGGCCAUGGAGAUCAGAGGGAGACAUGAUGGUUAAUGGGGCAUUCUUCGUCCAAUCUGGGAAUCCGGAUGCUAGCAAGAAAUUCUCGAGCGAGUUCAUGAUAAAGGCAUAUCCCGCAACCAUGGUACCUCUCCUCACAAAAUACUCUGGGUCACUUACCUGCUUCCCUGGCAAGCCUUGUUAGACAAAAAUUUUCCCAUUUUGUUCUCAUAGAUAACAAAGGUCAAAGCUCGACGUUGUGACAACAGCGGAGAUAAUAGAGGAAAAAGAAAGAAUAGCCGAUGACAUUGUUAAACUAUGGUUGUUGUUGUUGUUGUUGUGGUUUUUUUUAAUUUUCUCUCUUGGCUCCUUGUAAACUGUUGGGGCAUAUAGGAAAGCCAGAAUAUUUGGAAAUGGGUAGAAGCAAGGAGAAAGGAAGAUAUUUUCGGGGGAAAAAUUAGUCUUCUAUGUUUAAUCAUUUCUACAAAUGCAAAGUAGAGAGAUAUCUACCAAGAAUUUUCAGGAAUUUUGUUUUUCCCUUGACUUUAUCUGGUUUUACAACCAAUUAGUUAAGUUUAUAACAAAUCUCAUCAAGUCUA